This is a messenger RNA of Condylostylus longicornis, 4192 nucleotides long. Its product is annotated as 5'-AMP-activated serine/threonine-protein kinase catalytic subunit alpha. The record is from RefSeq and is a predicted model, not a curated record. NCBI's taxonomy places the organism in Eukaryota, Metazoa, Arthropoda, Insecta, Diptera, Dolichopodidae. Gene Ontology annotation, cellular component: nucleus. The coding region runs from base 469 to 3609 and encodes 1046 amino acids. Gene Ontology annotation, biological process: positive regulation of apoptotic process; intracellular signal transduction; protein phosphorylation. Gene Ontology annotation, molecular function: protein serine/threonine kinase activity; ATP binding. The transcript has 10 exons.
UGAGGCAUUGAUCGUUCGUUCAGCCUUAAAUAAUUUUUAUUGUAAACGGACUAGAUUUUUUUUAAUCGUUAAAGCAGAAGAAGAGUAACGCGCUUUCAUUUCAAUCAAUAAACGCUAAAAAUGGUUGUGAAUCAAUAAGUUAAGUGGUUUAAUAAAAAAAAACAAAAAUAAAAAAAAUUAUAAAUAGAAAAAAAAAGCUUUUCACUAUAGGAGAAAAAAAGAAAUUAUUGAUAAUUUAAUCGCUAAAAAAAAUUUUGCUAUCAAAAUCCAAAUAUUUAAUCAAAAAUAAGUUACUUAAUAAUAUUUUGUAGUCAUUAAUUAUUUUUUUAAAAAAAAAAGUAUAUUGUUAAGUAAAAAUAGUUUAAAAUCAUUAAAUGAUUUUUUAUUGAAAAAUUUUUAAAUGUACGAAUAACCAAAGAAAUUGUGGAUCAAAUUUAAAAUUUUUGAAAACAGAAAUUGGAUUACAAAAUGAUUUAUAUAGAUGACAACGACCCAGAGGGUGUUUUGGAACCAUAUUUUCCACCACGAGAUGUUGCAAUCAAAUACAACACAAAUCCAAUAGAUUUUUAUGACACGAUUGAAGAAAUUGGAAGAGGAAAAUUUGGCACAGUUUAUAAAUGCAGAGAAAAAUCGACAGGUUUAAAAUUGGCAGCAAAAUUUAUACCAAUACCAAAACGUGAAGAUAGACGUAAUGUUGAACGUGAAGUUGAAAUAAUGAACUCAUUGCAACAUCAUUUAAUUAUACAGUUAUAUGCAGCUUUUGAAUAUCAGAAGAUGAUGUACGUUAUACAAGAAUUAGUUGAAGGUGGUGAACUAUUUGACCGUGUAAUUGAUGAUGAAUUUGUUUUAACCGAAAGGACAUGUACAGUUUUUAUGAGACAAAUAUGUGAAGCAAUGCAAUUCAUACAUUCGAAAUAUAUUUUACAUUUGGAUUUAAAACCGGAAAAUAUUUUAUGUUUAACAAAAGAAGGAAAUCGUAUUAAAAUUAUUGAUUUUGGCUUGGCCAGAAAAUAUGAUCCAGAUAAGAAAUUACAAAUCCUUUUUGGUACUCCAGAAUUUGUUGCCCCAGAAGUUGUAAAUUUUGACUGUAUAUCUUAUGGGACCGAUAUGUGGAGUGUUGGUGUUAUUUGUUAUGUACUGUUAUCAGGUUUAUCACCAUUUAUGGGUGAAACAGAUCUUGCUACAAUGGCAAAUGUUACAGUUGCUAAAUAUGAUUUUGAUGAUGAAGCAUUCAAUAAUGUGUCACCAGAAGCAAUGGAUUUUAUAUCAAAAUUAUUAGUUAAAGAACUCGAUGAACGAAUGUCAGCAACAGAAGCAUUAGAACAUAAAUGGUUAAAGAGACCUCCUAAACCAGCGGUUAGUCCAAAACCAAAUAUAGUGCCGCCAAUAAAGUUUAAAACAUCACCACCAUCACCAAUGACUAUUACAGAUGAUAUUAAGGAAAGUCUAAAUGAAAAGGAAUUAGAACAAACAAAGGAUAACUUGAAAAGUUUCAUUGAAAGAUGGGAAGAGCAUCCAAAUAGUCCAUAUGUCUUUGAUUCUGAAUCUAAUUUAAUUGUUCCAUUAAGAGAUAACAACUCAGACAGUAUUAAUUCUUCAAGAGCAUGUUCUCCGUCACCAUGUGAAUCAAUAGUUAGUUUAACAGAACAAGAAAUUAAUGCAAGUAAAGAAGAUUUAUCAAAUAAAACAUUAACACCAUCAUCAACAACAACAUCAUUCAAUUUACAACGACAAUCUAGUUUAAUGGAUAGUUUUAAUAGUGAUAACGAUAAUUUAACACCAUCAAUUCAUAAAACUCAAGAAAUCGAUAAUGAUUCAUCACAAAGAUUUAAUCAAGAUUUUAAAGAAUAUUUACAAUCAUUUGAACGUCGUAAUUCUGAUACAAAUUAUUUAUUAGGACGUAAAUCUAGUGGUGAAAGAGUUAAUUUAGCUGAUGAAAUUAAAAAAUUAUCAGAACAUUUAUUAAUGUUAGCUGAAAUUAAUAAUAAAUUAGGUCAAGAAGAUGACACUAGUGAUGAUAAUAAAUCUGUUAAUUUAAAAUCUAAUGAAAAUAAUAAAAUAAUAAAAGAAUCUAAUGAUGAUAUAACAGAAUUUAAUAUAGUUUUACCAAAGAGAAAUACUCAAAAUACUACAAUGAAUUAUAAUAAAAAACCAUUAAUUGAAAAACAAAAAUCUUUAAAUUCAGAUCUUCCAAAAUUAAAACCACAAUUUGAUCGUCAAAAUACAAUUUCAUCAACUGCAACAAAUGACAGAUGGUCAGUAAAAACAAAUAAUUAUACACUUGUAAAGUCUCCAACAAUUACUAGUCAAAUGGCAAAUACUAAUAUCGUAAAUAAAAAUAAAUCAUCAACAUCAUCAACAAUAAAUAAUAAAUUAAAUACAAUAACAAGUAGACAAUCAACAUUACAAUCUGAAGAUGAUGAUUAUUCAACAUCUUCAACAUUAAGUGUAGGUUCAGUUACAGCAAAAGAUGAUCCAAAUCUUAUUAAUCACACUAUUAUAAAUGAUAAAUCUCAAUUAUCUUGGAAUAAUGAAAGACGUUUAUCUGAUACACAAAAUGCUGCUUUAACAAUAUCAAAAUUCGUUCAAAUAUCGCAGGGUAAAGAGAAAACAACACAAUCAUCAAUUGCACAACAUUAUAAAGAACAACAACGACAUCAAGAACAACAAUAUCAACAACAAAAACAACAACAACAAAAUAAUUUAAUAAAUAAUCGAAGAAUUAGUACUCUAUCAGUUCUAUUACACCAAUCAAUUGAUAAUGUACCAAGGCUUACAAACGGUACUAAAGAAUAUGAUGACCAAUAUGGAAAACAAUCGAGACCAUAUUAUCAAAAUCAAUAUCAAAAUGAUCAAUCAAUUUUAAUGAAUGGAGGAGCACAAAGUAGUUCAUCAUAUGAAACAUCUUUAAUAAAUGAUAAUAAAAAAAAUAUUACUUCAUCAAAAUUCUCUCAUAUUAAUAAUGAUUUAACGAAAACUAUGACCAAUGGUUAUAGUGGUUAUAGUAGUUCUACAUCAACAAAACAAGUAACAUCAAUUAAAGAAUCAAUUGAAAAUAAUAAAGAUCUAAGUGAAAAUAUUCAAUCAGCUUCACAUAUUAUUAAUAGUGGUAGAACACAAAGACGAAUGUCAUCAUCAAUUGCUAGUAUUUUUGAAAAAUUCUCAGAUAAUAGUAAUAAUAUGAACAAUAUUGAUACAGAUGAAUUAAAUUCAACAAAUCAAUUCCGAAUAGGUGUACCAUGGGCAAUGCAUACAAAGAAACGUACAAAGUUUCGUAUUAAUGAAACUAGUCGUGAUGUACCAAUUGGAUCACCAAAUAAACAUCAAACAUAUAAUUUAGAAGAAGCAGCAACACAAACUAAAGACUGUUUAUUACAUCUAUUAGAAAAAUAUAAUGAUACUAAAGGUAAAAGUAGUAUGAGUACUGGUGGUGGACAUAGUGGCCGACAUCAAAGUAUAAGCGUUGAUUGGAGUUUUUCGCAAAAUUUAGAAAAUCAAACAAUGAGUUCAAUUAAUACUUUCUUUCAGAGACAUGCUAUCGCUGGCGGUACUGUUAGAAAUAUUCAAGCACAAUUAGAAUCUAAAAAUAGUCAUGAAGGUGGGGAAUAAAACGAAAUUUAAAAUUAUCCUCUUUUUUUUUGUAAUAAAUGUUUAAUUUCAUUGUUAUUUUUUUUUAUUCCUUUGUUAUGUAAAUUAAAUUAAUUAUAAUAUUUUUGCUUUUUCUUGUAAAUUUAAUUGUAAUUAAAUUAAAAAAAAUUAGAAAAAAAAACAUUUCAAAUGAAUGUUGAUAUUAUUAUGUAAGUAUGUACAUAAAUAAAUACUUCAGAAGCGUUACCUAAUAUGUAAAAUUGUAAAUGUACUCUUAAAGCAAUGCUUUAAAAAAGUAUUGCAUACACUUCGGAUGAUGAACCAAAUAUUAUUUUGAGAGUCACUGAUUACAUAAUUUCGUUAAGAAACUUGAUUGUGCUUUAAUAUUUUAAUAUUGAAAUUGGCUAUGUUGAGAAAAAAAAGGAUAAAAAAUUUUUAUUAAUUAGAAUUUUUUUAAUUUCAAUAGUAUAAAAUUAUUUUAUAAAAAUUGUAUAAAAUGUUUAUAUAUAUUUAUUUAAAUUUAUUUAGUCACCUAUUUUAUAAGUUUAUUCUUAUUUUACCUUAUAGAAAAAAUUGUAAAUUUUAAUUUUCAAAUUAAUUUAAU